AUAUGCCUUGUCCACUGGGCUAGAUACUGAGGAGAAGGAGGAGGAGGAGGAGGAGGAGGAGGAGGAGGAGGAGAAGAAGAAGAAGAAGAAGAAGAAGAAGAAGAAGAAGCCGCAGCAGCAGCUUGGUUGCUGGCAUGGGCCUUGGUGCAAUUGUUUCAUAUGUUCAACAUUGUGA
Molecule: messenger RNA, 175 nt
Organism: Podarcis lilfordi (Lilford's wall lizard)
Lineage: Eukaryota; Metazoa; Chordata; Lepidosauria; Squamata; Lacertidae
Source: the annotation of a GenBank genome assembly